Dendrobium catenatum is the source of this 1982-nucleotide messenger RNA. RefSeq names its product AP2-like ethylene-responsive transcription factor TOE3. Gene Ontology annotation, molecular function: DNA binding; DNA-binding transcription factor activity. Gene Ontology annotation, biological process: regulation of DNA-templated transcription. The record is from RefSeq and is a predicted model, not a curated record. NCBI's taxonomy places the organism in Eukaryota, Viridiplantae, Streptophyta, Magnoliopsida, Asparagales, Orchidaceae. The transcript is spliced from 10 exons. The coding region runs from base 346 to 1782 and encodes 478 amino acids.
UACAAGUAACCAAAGCGGGGAGCGUGUGGGGAGGAGGAUGUUUGAUUUUUGAAGAGAGAAAGAAUAACGGUAGAGAAGAAGGCCAACUUGGUCUCUUCCUCCUGCGUCUUUUUUUUACUCAUAUCUUAGAUUUCUCUUUGAAGUUCUCUCAUUAGAUUUCGUCGGCCGAGUUUGGCAAAGUUUGUGCCUCUUUGCGCUUUAGAUUUUACUGUAGAAAGAGGGGAAGCAGAGAAAGGGGGAAGCUUGCCCACAAGUGUUCUCUAAAGAAGCCCGCCUUUCUUCUCUAAAGUUCGCUGGAGAAAAAAUUUUGGAAGAAAGAUUGGAUUUUGCUUGAAAAGCUGAGAGAUGUGGGAUCUCAAUGAGUCGCCGGACCAGAGAAAUGCUGCGAUAUCCCAAGUCGAGGAGAUCUCCUCAGGCGGUUCCGAAGCCAUGGUGAUGGAGCUUGGAGCGGGGUCUACUGAAAACUCCAGCUCCUCUACCGUCGUGAUCGAGCACUCGAACGGUGGAGUCGGCGUUGAGGACUUGUUUGGGUUCGAGGAGAGCUACUCAGGCGAAAGUGAGACGGUAGUGACGCACCAGUUCUUUCCGAUUAGUGAACGGAAGCCGGAGUUACCAUUGCUUACUUUAGGCGCCGGUGGUAUGCCGCCGGAGCAGAACACCAGGUUCGGAUUGAAGCUGUCGGAGCCGGCCAUGGCCGGCGGCGUUGUCAAGAACAUGGUGGUCUCGCAGCCAAUCAAAAAGAGCCGGCGGGGCCCGCGAUCACGGAGCUCACAGUACCGUGGUGUCACCUUCUACCGGAGGACCGGUCGUUGGGAAUCCCACAUCUGGGAUUGUGGCAAACAAGUUUAUUUAGGAGGAUUCGACACAGCUCAUGCUGCUGCAAGAGCUUAUGACAGAGCUGCCCUAAAGUUUCGUGGCGUUGAAGCAGACAUUAAUUUCAUCCUGAGUGACUAUGAGGAUGAACUGAAGCAGAUGGGUAAUCUAACAAAGGAGGAAUUUGUUCUUCUUCUUAGAAGGCAAAGUACAGGAUUUCCUAGAGGAAGUUCUAAGUUUAGAGGGGUUACCCUUCACAAAUGUGGCAGAUGGGAGGCUAGAUUAGGCCAGCUUUUAGGCAAGAAAUAUGUUUAUUUGGGUUUAUUUGAUACAGAAGUUGAAGCUGCUAGGGCUUAUGAUAAAGCUGCAAUAAGGCUCAAUGGGAGGGAUGCAGUGACCAACUUCGACCCAAGGAAAUAUGGAGAAGAGCUCAACUCUGAAGAUGUAGAAGCUGAUCAUAAUUUGGAUCUCACUUUGGGGAGCUUCAGCUCUAAAAGAAGUCUUGCACCGAUUGAAGAUGAUGGCUUGAUGAUCAUGGAUCAGAGGGUUCAAAUGAGUUAUGAACCUGAAUGGAUUAGAAGCACUGGACCCAAGUACGAUGACAAGCCUAACCUGCCUGAACAAGAGCAUUACAGAACUAAUCAUCAUCCCUCAAGCAGCAUAUAUAUCCAAACUCCAGUCCUCCAGGCCCAUCGGCUUGAAUUUGCUAACCAUAAGCAAUUUCGAAGCAGUAGCCAUGGAAUGAAAACAAAAGAUGAAGGUUUAGGACUAUUUUCUUUAUCGGUCAGCAGCAACGAGCAGCCUCGAAGGCUGCCGGUUUCUGCAAUGGGCGGCGGAAUCCAGUGGCCAGCAUCUGCAGCUUUCACUGCAAGUAGCUCUCCUCAUCUGUUUUCUGCCAUGACAGCAGCAUCAUCAGGAUUCUCUUAUCAAACUGUGAGGCCUCAGCCCAACAAAAUACAGAGGAACUGAACUAUCAAUAGUAAACUUCAUGGCUUUUCUUUUUCAUGGUUCCUCUGUGAUGGGUUGGAGUUGCUUUGAUCAGUUUUAUUAGUUAACUUCAAGCACAUAAGGCGUGCAAAUAGGCUUAUAUUUUUUCCUGCACUUGGUAGGAACAUGUGCUAGCACAAGUUGAAAGGUUGAAUCUAAAUGCAACAUUUUGAGUUGUUUUA